AUGACUAGGCUUUUAAUUCUGGGAGCGACGGGAGAGAUGGGGAUCAUCUUGACCCGCAAAGCUCUGGAAGCCGGACACAUUGUUACAGUCUACGUCAGGAACCCAGCCAAAUUACCAGAGGACAUAGCAUCCCACGAGUCGAUCAUUGUAGUUAAAGGAGAACUAACAGACGAAGAUUCUCUACGUCACGCGAUCCGACACACCCAUGCCAUUCUGUCCAACCUCGGGCCUGGCACUACGCCCUCGCACUUUCCAGGCGCACACCCUUCAAAUCUACCACUCUCCAAAGCCUACUCGCUCAUCCUGCGAAUCAUGAAAGAACCAGAGGUAGAGUGCAAGCGGAUCAUAUUACUGGGCACAGUCUCGAUUCCGGACCCGAACGAUAAACGGGACUUGGCAAUAUGGACCCUUGUCCAGGGCAUCAAGCUGACCGCGUACGACGCCUAUGCGGACGAAGUGGCGAUCGGAGAAACCGUGCGAAGAGAGGGGGACGGAAUCGAAUGGACCAUCGUGCGAGUUCCGUUGUUGACCCGGUCCGAGAACGAGGCUGUGUCGCUGGGUAUGUCGGUGCUCCCAAGUUGGGCACUUUGUAAAGCCUGGAGAUCUGUCGCGCUCCCUAUCCUUUACCGAUCCAUCCGUCUAGCCUGUGCUACCAAUGACCCUAGUUGGUCUCAGUUUACGUGUUUUCCGGUCAUGACGAUCAAAUAUUACCUGGAAGAAUUCACAGAACAAGUUCUCGAUGAAACAGAUAGCGCAUCUCGAAUUCCAAGUUAUGCGCACCGUCUGAGGAUUGACAUGGAGCUGAAACAAGAGGACGUAGAAGUAUUCAUAACUGCGAUAUCCAAAAUGAAGAAUCUCGACCAUGUUGCUUGGACCGUCUCGGGUAUGAAUGAGGUCUACUGGUACCGUACUUUAGAGCGGCUGUCCUAG
Messenger RNA from Rhizoctonia solani, 930 nucleotides. Its product is annotated as NAD(P)H-binding family protein. The coding region runs from base 1 to 930 and encodes 309 amino acids. The record is from RefSeq and is a predicted model, not a curated record. NCBI's taxonomy places the organism in Eukaryota, Fungi, Basidiomycota, Agaricomycetes, Cantharellales, Ceratobasidiaceae. The transcript has 3 exons.